Molecule: messenger RNA, 2820 nt
Organism: Brenthis ino (lesser marbled fritillary)
Lineage: Eukaryota; Metazoa; Arthropoda; Insecta; Lepidoptera; Nymphalidae
Source: the annotation of a GenBank genome assembly
AUGGCUAGAAAUGCAGAAAAAGCUAUGACCACAUUGGCGCGUUGGCGUGCAGCACAAGUUCAAGAAGCAGGUGGCCAGCGAGAACGCAGGCCAUACCUUGCAUCAGAAUGUAAUAACUUGCAGCAGGCAGAAAGAUGGAGACUGCAAAUAGUAAGAGAAAUUGCGAAGAAAGUUGCUCAGAUUCAAAAUGUGUACAUUUUUUUUGUUAAGUUAUUAACAAGACAAACCGAGAAGAUGGAUGAAAAUCAAACUGCAGUAUAUAAUUCACCACUUAUAGCAUCCCCAAAGGAACUCAGUAUAAGAUCGCAAAACGGUACUGAAUUGACUGCUUCAGCUGUCGCAUCUAUUCAAAACAAAGUACCGAUAACACCGAUACAGUCUCCGAAACAAAAAUCGUCUGUAAGUGGUUCUACAAGGGUCUCACCACAAGCUACUUACCCGUCGUCGCCUACUAAAAGCUCUCUUCAAUUAUCAAUUAAAAGCCAUACGAGAUCCAAAAGUCAAUCAGUGCGACCAGGUCAAGAGGAACGAAAAAGUAUUAGAAGUACUGACCUCGGCAGAGAAAUUAUCGAUAGAAGCUCACGUAAGUCAGAUCAAACGUCUGAACUCGCAAAAAAAAUAUCCUUAAAUGGUGAAGAAAAUGUUAAGAAACGUUCACAAGAUCCGGCAUUAGAUCAAGAAAAUUCUAACAACCCUGUUUUGCAUAGAAAUAUAGAUAAAAUAAAAAGUAUGAGUAAAACGCUUACGAAUGAAGCUAACGCAUUGAGAGAUUCUAUAAGAACCUUAACAGAGAAUAUUGUUCGCACUAAAGAAGAAAUGAAUAUUGUUCAAGAAGAAGAUGUCAAUUUUCCGUAUCAUCUAUUUCUGAUUGAAAUCAUAAUAAACAAAAUCCAUAUGAAAUGUGAUUGCUUUGAACUAGACUGUAAUAAUCUUGUCAUAGCGGCCACGUUUUUAGGAAAACAACCGAUAAUUUUGUACGACUCGUCCUACGGAAAGAUUGAUGACUUCACUCACUUAAAUGUAGGAAAAUCAGCACUAUUUGCAAUGACGUACGACAGAAUAUGUACUAUUAAAGAUUUUAUUAUAGAUAUUAAUAUAACGAAACAACCGCCAUGCUCCAGUUGCGUAUCAAAAAUAGCCGAAUCUAAAGUCGAUUAUUCAAAAGAAUUCAUAGAACUUCGAGAGGAACUUUGUAAGAAAUGGAUAAAAGAGCAACCUAAUGAUAAUAUUAUAUGUACUACAUCAACACCACUGAAACGAAAGAUGUUUUACUUGUCGUGCGGCGACACUGCACAUAGUGAUUCCAUUGGUAUUAUCGAAUUGACUACAAGAAUGUCAUUUCUUGGCAAAGAAAUCACUACAGCGUUUUCUGCUUCUUCUAAAUCAAAAUGCACCUCUCUACUAACAAAGGAAGAUAACGGCAUGUCCAUAUAUGCCUGUCACAAUGUCGAAAUGGAUGGACAGGGCAAGAUAAUAUUGGACGAAAAUACUCUUAAUAAAAAAGAAUUUCCAAGAAGUACCUACACAAUGUCGCCAAGGAGCUUUGAAAGUCCUAUGUCGCAACUUUCAAGUAAGCAAGGUUCAGUUAAACAAUAUAUGAACUGUAAUAACAUAAUUCAGAAAUAUCAACAAGAUAACUUAUCAAGGUAUGAUGAAAUUUUUACCAAAAUGAAUACAAAUGAGUUAAAAAUUAGAGUUCCAAAAACAACUAAAAUAGAACGAAUGGGUAAAUACGAUAGGAUACAAGAGUUAUGUUCUUGUGAAGACACUCCCUACAACACGGGCGAUCAGAUACAAUUCGAAUUACCGAAUGAUGUGUGUUAUCCUGAUAAAUCUCACAAUACAUAUUCAUCAAAUUUAAAAUAUACAUAUAAAAAUUGCAAUAGAACAUGUGAUAAUAACGAUAGAAAAAUAAUAAACAUCACACCUUCAAACUGCCCGGUACCUGUUAAUAUGGAAAAGAAAGUUCAUCCUCAAAAUGAUGUAUUUAUUCUGAAAAUAGGAAAGAAACUUGAAACAAGAGACAAGAAAACAGAUCUAGAAAUAGAACUCGUAACACCAAAAGCUCCUCGCGAAAAGCCAAACGAAAACAAUCAUAUAUCGCAACAGUGCAGUGCUAGUGUGUUGAAAGAUAACCAAAAUAAACUAUCGGCAUCUCAUGACAAGAAAGAGAAAAAGAAAGCAAAGAAAAGCAAAUCUAAAUUAUCAAAUAAAAAAACUGGUCUUGGUGAAUUUCGAAUUAGGGACUUGAAUGAUGAAAUCAACAAACUUAUGCGAGAAAAGCGUCACUGGGAGGUACAAAUAAAAGCGCUAGGUGGACCUGAUCAUGCUCGAGUUGGGCCUAAGAUGUUAGACCAAGAUGGCAAAGAAGUACCAGGAAAUAGGGGCUAUAAAUAUUUUGGAGCUGCUAAAGAUUUACCAGGUGUGCGAGAGUUAUUCGAACAAGAGCCGCCGGCAGCGCCGAGGAGGACGCGGGCAGACCUCAUGCGAGAUGUGGACGCGGACUACUAUGGAUAUAGAGACGAUGAUGAUGGGUUAUUGUUGCCAUUAGAGCAGGAAGCUGAAAAAGAAGCUAUUGUAAGGGCAGUUGACGAAUGGAAAAGAAAUAAAGAACAUGAUAAUGAUCAAGAUAUGCCCGAGGAAGAAAAUAUUUACCCAGAAGAUCCCGAAGAUAAGAGAUUAGAAGAGGACGAGGAAGAAGAAGUGACGUCACACGUCGCGGUCCCCUCACAGCAAGAUAUACAGGAAGCAUUAUUAAGAAGGAAAAAACAGGAACUUCUAGAAAGAUAUGGUUGUCUAGACGUAAAAAUAGAAGAAAGC